GUCGCCCCUGCCUCCCUCCUCCACCUCGCGCGGCCCGUAGAGCCCGUCCGAGGCCCGCUCAGGCCCGAAUCGCCGCCGUCCGGGCGCCUGCUCGCCUCCCGGCCCCGCAGCUCUGCUCGAUGGGAUCGAGAGAGAUCCCGAGCGUCGCCGCCUCUCGCCUCCCGCCGGCCACCCGGCAGCCCCGCUGGAGCCAGCAGGCUGCCAUGGACGCCGACCCCGUCGAGGUCUCGUCGCCCCGAGCUCGGCCUCGGCUCAGAUCCGGCCGGAAAUGGGGCCCCACCUCCUCCCGUGGCUGGAUCCGCCCGUCCCUAUCCUCUCCUCGCGCCCCGGCCUCCUCCUGGUGCUCGCCGCCGGCGCCGCCUCCGCUCGUCCUCGUCGGGCGGAGGACGACGCCCUCGCCUCCCCGUGGCGCCCCGCGUGGGCCUCCCCAGGCCCAGCUGCAACGCGCCCAGCUUCGCAGCCGCAAGGCCCAGCUCCGCCUCGCCCCUUCGUUGACCGCUCCAGCCUGGCUUCGGCCCAGCGGCCCCUGCAGGCCUUCCCUUCCAGCACCUGAGCCGGCCUGCCCCGGCCUGCAUCUCCACCGACCGGCCUGCUAAGG
Triticum dicoccoides is the source of this 598-nucleotide messenger RNA. RefSeq names its product wiskott-Aldrich syndrome protein homolog 1-like. The record is from RefSeq and is a predicted model, not a curated record. NCBI's taxonomy places the organism in Eukaryota, Viridiplantae, Streptophyta, Magnoliopsida, Poales, Poaceae. Bases 120 to 596 code for a protein of 158 amino acids. The transcript has 2 exons.